Molecule: messenger RNA, 429 nt
Organism: Haemonchus placei
Lineage: Eukaryota; Metazoa; Nematoda; Chromadorea; Rhabditida; Trichostrongylidae
Source: the annotation of a GenBank genome assembly
AUGCGGAUCGACCAAACAAAGACCCAGUCCGUGGAAAAGACCUGGGCUGACGAAAGUCAAAUUAAUAUCGAUGGCAUACCUCAAGCAGAUCUCGUCUUACGUUUACGUCAGGCCUUCCACAAGCAUGGACAACGAUAUGAAGGAGAGAGUAGUGAAACGUUGCGCCCAUGGUGUGUUGCGGGUAAGAUAUCAACUAGAUGCUAUUGCGCAGGAGAAAACUGCUUCCGAGAUACGUGGAGCGUUUUUGUAUUUCUUCUAGAGGUUUAUCGCGAGGGAUUUUCGAAUAAAAUGAAAGGGCAAAGCAAGAAACUCGCAAAAUCGUAUGGUAAACUCAAACAGAUAGACCAAGUAACUACCGGUUCCGGGCACUCUGUAGCAUCUACACUCUAUUGUAUCCUCAGAGAAAUGAAAAAAGAAUUCAAACUAGGU